AUGGAGUCGUACACGGCGGCCGGAGCACCUCUCUCCUACUCGGACCUGUACUCGGUAAUCCCCUUCAACACCACGUUCCCGGACGGUGACUUUUCCGAGGCGCUGCGUAAUGAGAGCGGAGAGGCAGAGCGCGGCAGACCGGUGCGCAGCGCUGGAGACAUGGUGAUCGCCAUCUCCAUCACUGCGCUCUACUCGGUCAUCUGCGUGGUGGGACUGCUGGGGAACAUCCUGGUCAUGUACGGAGUGGUCAGAUACACCAAGAUGAAGACAGCAACUAACAUCUACAUCUUCAACCUGGCUUUAGCGGAUGCCCUGGCCACAAGUACACUGCCUUUCCAAAGUGCCAAUUACCUGAUGAGUACCUGGGCAUUUGGAGAAAUCCUGUGCAAGGUCAUCAUCGCCAUCGACUACUAUAACAUGUUCACCAGUAUCUUCACCCUCACCAUGAUGAGUGUGGACCGCUACAUCGCCGUGUGCCAUCCAGUCAGGGCUCUGGAGUUCAGAACACCGGUGAAGGCCAAAAUGAUCAACGUUCUCAUAUGGGUGUUGUCUUCAGCCAUUGGAGUGCCCAUAAUGGUGAUGGCGGUGACCGAAGUGAAUAGCAGUGGUCGAACAUUGUGCAUGCUGAAGUUCCCUGAUCCACACUGGUACUGGGACACUGUCACCAAGAUCUGCGUUUUCAUCUUUGCUUUCGUGGUCCCAGUCAUGGUCAUCACGAUCUGCUAUGGCCUGAUGAUCCUGCGCCUGCGAAGUGUCCGUCUGCUCUCCGGCUCUAAGGAGAAGGACCGCAACAUGAGGCGCAUCACCCGCAUGGUCCUGGUGGUGGUUGCUGCCUUCAUCAUCUGCUGGACCCCCAUCCACAUCUUCAUCAUCGUCAAAACCAUGGUGAAGAUUGAGAAAACGAACCCCUUCGUGAUCGCUAGCUGGCACCUCUGCAUCGCCCUGGGGUACACCAACAGCAGCCUCAACCCGGUUCUCUAUGCCUUCCUGGAUGAGAACUUCAAACGCUGCUUCCGGGAUUUCUGCCUUCCGUGCCGAACUCGCGGGGAUGAGAAUAGUCUGAACAGGACAAGGAAUACCACCAGGGAGCCAGUGUCCGUGUGCGGUCCAACAGAAGCGGGGAGAAAGCCGGCAUGA
This is a messenger RNA of Boleophthalmus pectinirostris (great blue-spotted mudskipper), 1137 nucleotides long. It is a transcript of the gene oprd1a, whose product is annotated as opioid receptor, delta 1a. The record is from RefSeq and is a predicted model, not a curated record. The transcript is spliced from 3 exons. Bases 1 to 1137 code for a protein of 378 amino acids. Gene Ontology annotation, cellular component: membrane; neuron projection. Lineage: Eukaryota; Metazoa; Chordata; Actinopteri; Gobiiformes; Gobiidae. Gene Ontology annotation, molecular function: neuropeptide binding; G protein-coupled enkephalin receptor activity. Gene Ontology annotation, biological process: neuropeptide signaling pathway; G protein-coupled opioid receptor signaling pathway.